This is a messenger RNA of Electrophorus electricus (electric eel), 3649 nucleotides long. Its product is annotated as ADAMTS-like protein 2. Gene Ontology annotation, biological process: extracellular matrix organization; proteolysis. The record is from RefSeq and is a predicted model, not a curated record. NCBI's taxonomy places the organism in Eukaryota, Metazoa, Chordata, Actinopteri, Gymnotiformes, Gymnotidae. Gene Ontology annotation, cellular component: extracellular matrix. Gene Ontology annotation, molecular function: metalloendopeptidase activity.
AUGAACUGUCUUUGGAUCACAGGAUUCGGAAACAUUCUCAUUCACUGCGUUGUCUUAUGCAUAUGGAUUUUUAAUAGAGCAGCGACGGUUAGCGUUAAGGACAGCAGGGAGGGGAGGGAGGAGCUGCAGCUGCAGCCGGAUGAAGUGGCCCAGUGGUGGGGUGAAUGGAGCAGCUGGUCCACCUGCAGCUGGACCUGCGGAGGAGGCGUCCGCUCCCAGGAGCGCCACUGCCUGCAGCAGAGGCUCACUACCACACAAAACAUUAACAGUUCCUUCUGCGUUGGAUCACCCAAACGUUAUCAGUUGUGUACAAAUCAGCCCUGCCCCAACAGCAGAAUCAGCUUCAAACAGCACCAGUGCUCCCAAUUCAACGCCAAGGCCUUCAGCCGUAAACAAUACGAGUGGGUUCCCCUGUAUCCAGAUGAUUACGUCAGCAUUUCCAACAAGCCCUGUGACCUCCAGUGCACGACCACCACGGGAGAAAGGCAGCUCUUGGUUCCUGCUCACGACGGGACCUUCUGCAGGAAUGGUGCCUACCAGGGCGUUUGCAUCGAGGGCCAGUGCCAGGUUGUGGGGUGUGAUGGGAAAUUGUACUCCAGUAAAACCGUAGACAAAUGUGGCGUCUGUGGGGGAAAGGGUGAUUCCUGCCACCGCAUUUCAGGAUCUUACCGGAAAGGGAUCACACAGUUAGGAUAUGCGUUUAUAACCAAUAUUCCUGUUGGAGCUACAGACAUCCAGAUCAUUGAACGGAGGAAGACAGAAAACAUCUUGGCUCUGUCUGAUGAAGAUGGCCACUUCUUCUUUAAUGGGAACACUAUGAUCGACAACCCCCGGAACUUCCACAUAGCAGGGACGGUAUUUAAGUACCGGAGGCCGGCUAACCUCUUCUCUGAUGGCUUUGAGUACAUCAUAGCCCAAGGGCCCACUCACGAGGGCCUGAAAGUCAUGUACUACAACCUGAAUGGAAAGAUGCCCCAUAUCACAUAUGAGUAUACAGUCCCCCGUGCUGCAGAGGUGAGAGUGUCCCCACCGGCAUCCUCCACCCCUGACCACCCUCCGCCAAGCAGCAUCCGAGCCGCCGCUGCUCCCCUGGCCCCGGCUGUGGCCCGGCCGGCAGCCAACGCCUCCUCUCCAGAGCUCCCUGUCACAGGGAAUGAAAUUGAGGGUAGCGGGGCAUGCAGGAACCUGAGCUCUGCUUCCACCCCCAAGGAGAGUGCAGAGGCACACAGGAGUCACAAAGACACGCAGCCUGAGCUCCAGGUAUCUCCGGACCUCGGAGAGCAGCCCCAGGUCUUGCGCUUCAGACCAGGAGACCCUUCUAGAAAGGCUUUCCGCAAUGAGCUGGAGAGUAGCACCCAUCGCUCAGAGGUCCAGGUCACCUUUGGUUCCGACUACAACCUGAUUGAAAGUGACUCCUCCAGUGUAAACAACACGCAACCCGCCAUCCUGGCAAGCGUGACCCAUGGGUUUCUAACCCAGGCCUCAGGCCCACAGCAGCCCUGCCAGGAGAACCCAACUCUUCCGGAGUGUGCUGUCCUGAGGCUGAACUCCAGCACCUCCCUGGACAACAGCCUGGCCCUGGAGAUGUUUCCCGGGAGCCUGGAUGUGCCCAUCUCUGAGGGGGAGCCCGAGGCAUGGCAGAAGGGGGCUGACCCCGAGGCUAACAGCACCACCCCCCGGCGUGGUCAACUCGUCCUGCUCCACCAGGUGGACCCAGUGCAGGUCCCUCACACUGAGAGUAAUGAGUUUGACGUGGUGUCUCUCGACCAUGAUGUCAGUCUGGCAGACAUGUACAGAUGGAAGGUAUCUGCGUACGCACCCUGCAGUUCAACAUGUACCACAGGAAUCAGCACCUCAUAUGCUUUGUGUGUGAAGUACGAUGGCUCUGAGGUGGAUGAGAGUUAUUGUGACUCUUUGACCAGGCCUGAGCCCACACAUGAGUUCUGCACAGGCAAAGAGUGCCCACCAAGGUGGGAGACGAGCCGCUGGAGUGAGUGUUCCCGAACGUGUGGCGAGGGUUUCCAGUUCCGCACCGUGCGCUGUUGGAAGAUGAUGGCGCCGGGCUUCGACAGCUCCGCCUACGAUGAGUUGUGCCACGCCUCUGAGCUGCAGAAGCCAAUGGCGCGCAAGGCCUGCAGGAGCAAAUCUUGCGGUCCCCAGUGGGAGGUGGCUGACUGGUCAGAGUGCUCGGCGCGGUGUGGCGGCAGUGGUCUUCAGAGCAGGGAGGUGCGCUGCUCCAUGGAGGACAGUCUGUGCAAUGAGUCCACCCGGCCGCUCGGCCAGCGGGAGUGCAAGGGGCCCCCGUGUGACCGCCGCUGGUCCGUCUCCGACUGGGGACCUUGCUCGGGGCCAUGUGGGGAGGGCCGCAUGAAGCGUUACGUGGCGUGCAAGAACGCCAAUGGAAGGCUGAUCGCUGAGAGCCAGUGCGACCGUGACCUCAAGCCCCUGGCAGUGCAGCCCUGUGGGAACAGAGACUGCCCUGCCCACUGGGUAGAGCAAGAGUGGGAGCAGUGCAAUGCCACAUGUGGCAGAGGUGUGAAGACCAGGCAGGUGGUGUGUGCAGGGCUGGAGGCUGGCAUUUUUAAGGAGUACCCUGAGCCCAUGUGCGCCGGCAGCUCCCCGAAGCCUGAGGAGAGAACGGCCUGCUUUGAGAGGCCUUGCUCCAAAUGGUUCAGCACGUCCUGGUCCCAGUGCAGCAAGACCUGCGGCAGUGGCGUGCGGGUCAGGGAGGUGAAGUGCUACCAGGCUGGGGAGAUCAGCCACAGCUGUGACUCCACUCUGAAGCCACAGGACAGGCAGAGCUGUGAGGUGAAGGCAUGCCCGAUUGAGACACCAGCUGAGGCACUUUGUCAGGACAAGGCGACGGCUAACUGCAGCUUGGUACUGAAGUUGAAGAUGUGCACACAUUCGUUCUACAACAAAGCCUGCUGUCUUUCGUGCAAGAUGAAGGGCCAGUGAAGAACUGUGGGCACCUAGCCGUGGCAUUCCAGACAAUGUGAAGACCCCACCCCUCCCCAUACUGGGCACACUGUAGCCCCCCUGACUACACCCCGACCUGUGACCCACAAAUAGGCUCUAACCUAUUACCCAAAAUACACCCUAUCCUUUAACCCACACAAUACUCUAAUCUGUAAAUCCAAACUGGGCCCUAACCUAUAAACCCAUACUACACCCUAACCUAUACCUGAAACUACAUUCUGAUCUGUAAGCCCAAACUACACCCUAAAAUCUACCCCCUAAUUAUCACCCUAAUUUGUACCCUCAAACCACAUCCUAACCAGUCCCCUAAAAAAGGUGCUAUAAUAAGGGCCUUGUCCUGGCAGUGGGGGGCUCCAUCACAGGCCCCUGUAGGCAGCUCCCAUCACUGGAUUGUACAUGGUGUUUCUGGUCCACCGGUAGAGGAGACCCUGCAUGCAUUAGCUACUGGCUGACACAUGAUGUCUUCUUACCUAGUGCCUGAGGUGUGCUACUCUUGUGUACUGUCUCCCUAAAUCUGUACACACACACACACACACACACACACACACACACACACACACACACAGAUAUACACACUCUUGAUGUUUGUACAAAGUUUCUUUUUUCUUCGUUUGAAUUUGUUUGUGAUCACCUGUGAUAGCAGAAAUAAAAAGAAAUGAAGUCAACAUUA